CUGCGCACACCGUCUGUCCGCGAGCAGAAGACACGGUAGCGGGGGUGUCUGUGAAGAAUGUUGUUGAUGCGGGUGCUCCGGGGCUGAAUAGGCAUAUUUCUCGCAGAAGAAACGAGGCCACCAAAACACAGCCGAGUAGCCCAGGGUGAAACCUCCCCGUCGCAUUCUGGGUGGGUCUAACCCAUAUUCGCGUGAUCUACGAUGGGUAACGGGAGGCUCGACGCUAGGUCCUCGCUCUGCAGCUGUUCGCUCGUGCUUCUCACAAUAGCUGGCCAAGUCGGUGACUGGGUCUGCCGCUAUUGUCCCGCGCUCCUCGUUGUCGCGUCCUGUUGUUGCGCCUGAGUGGGGGUGUCUCCGCGGGGCCUACUCUGCCCGCUGCCUCGCCCUCCCUACCGCAGUUCUGCGCGACCCUUCCGAAACAUUUACAUUAUUGCAUUUCCGUUUUUGCGUUCCCGUUGAAUGAAUGAAGCGAGCGUCCGUGAAGGAAACGAGCCGUCUUCAGGGAUAGGCUACCGAAUGUGAUGGUAGGAGACACCAUGACGCUGUUGUCUCUGUUGGGUCGGAUUAUGCGUUAUUUCCUCCUCAGGCCUGAAACGUUGUUCCUGCUCUGCAUCAGUCUGGCGCUGUGGAGCUACUUCUUCCACACCGACGAGGUGCGGACCAUCGUCAAGUCCAGCCGCGAUGCCGUGAAGAUGGUGAAAGGGAAGGUGGCGGAGAUCAUGCAGAACGAGCGUCUGGCUGGCAUCCGCGUGCUGGACGCAGAGUUCUCGAAGACAUGGCAGUUUAAGAACAACAACGUGGCUGUGUACUCCAUCCAGGGCCGGAGGGACCACAUGGAGGACCGCUUUGAGGUGCUGACCGACAUCGCCAAUAAAAGCCACCCGUCUAUAUUUGGGAUAUUCGACGGGCACGGCGGCGAGGCAGCAGCAGACUAUGUGAAGGCUCACCUCCCAGAGGCCCUGAAGCAGCACCUGCUCUCCCAGGAGAGGGGUCGCCGUGACAACUACCCCAGUCUCCUGGAGCACCGCAUCCUGUCCGUCGAUAGGGAGAUGGUGGAGAAGCUGUCGGCCAAUCACGACGAAGCAGGGACCACCUGCCUGGUGGCGCUCCUCUCGGACCGGGAGCUGACGGUGGCCAACGUGGGCGACUCUCGCGGCGUGCUGUGUGACAAGGAUGGGAACGCUGUGGCCCUGUCACAUGACCACAAGCCCUACCAGCUGAAGGAGCGCAAGAGGAUCAAGAGAGCAGGGGGCUUCAUAAGCUUCAACGGCUCCUGGCGCGUGCAGGGCAUCCUGGCCAUGUCCCGUUCCCUUGGCGACUACCCCCUGAAGAACCUGAACGUGGUGAUCCCCGACCCCGACAUCAUGACCUUCGACCUGGACAAGCUGCAGCCAGAGUUCAUGAUCCUGGCGUCUGACGGCCUGUGGGACGCCUUCAGCAACGAGGAGGCCGUCCGCUUCGUCCGCGAGCGUCUGAACGAGCCGCACUUCGGCGCCAAGAGCAUCGUGCUGCAGUCCUUCUACCGCGGUUGCCCUGACAACAUCACCGUCAUGGUCGUCAAGUUCAAAAGCUCCGCUUCCUCCUCCGCCGCGGGCAGGAGCAAGACCGCAGAGUGAUUAGUCGCCCCGGGGUCGCACGUCUACUUCCUGUCUCAGGCGGCCAAUUGAAGGGCAGGGUGAUGCUGGUUUGAUUGGUUGUGUGGACGCGGGUGUGAUUGAAGAGGCGAUGGCUGGAGGGGUCGUCCUUGUACUCAGUUAAUAACUUAUAAUAAUUAGCAUGCUCACAGGCAUGCUGAAAACAUGUAUCUACACACACACAUACACAGAUAUACACACAUACACAGAUAUACACACAUAGCCACACAUACACACACCCAUAUACACAGACAUAGACAAACACACACGUAAUACAAAUUAUGUUCACACACACAUACAUUAACCCUUGUGCUGCCUUCGGGUCACAUGACCCAAAGGUUCAUAACGAACCAUCGUUGUGUUUACCCAAUUUUACACAAUACAAAAACAAAUAAAAAUAAUUUUCUUUUAACCUUCGCAAUGUGGGGGGUCUGAGACAGCCCACCGGUUAAAAGAAAACGCUUCACUUUGUUUUUGUAUGCGGUAAAGUUGUCGCAAUACAACGGUGGGUCACAAUGACUGAUGGGUCAGAAUGACCCGAAGAUAACACAAGGGUUAAUACAUACACAUCCACCCAUUCUAAAGAGACUCAAACAGAGACCAGCUCUUCAGCACGUAGGACUGGGAUUUUUGGUUGGCCACAUACCACAAACACGCACCACAUACACACACCACAUACACACAGACACGCACCACAUACACACAGACACGCAUCACAUACACACACCACAUACACACAGACACACACCACAUACACACAGACACGCACCACAUACACACAGACACACACCACAUACACACAGACACGCACCACAUACACACAGACACACACCACAUACACACAGACACGCACCACAUACACACAGACACACACCACAUACACACAGACACGUACCACAUACACACACCACAUACACACAGACACGCACCACAUACACACAGACACGCACCACAUACACACAGACACGCACCACAUACACACAGACACGCACCACAUACACACAGACACGCACCACAUACACACAGACACACACCACAUACACACAGACACGCACCACAUACACACAGACACACACCACAUACACACAAACACGCACCACAUACACACAGACACGCACCACAUACACGCACCACAUACACACAGACACACACCACUUACACACAGACACACAUCACACACACACACUGCUGAUCCAGAGACUGUCCUGAUUAAACAUUUAAAUGCACUUUUAAAUACUUUUUACUUUUGCUGAAUGCUAUGUCAGCCUGUUGUUGACAGCAACCAUGAUCAACCCAUUAGGGGUUGGAGGUAGAACCUAGAACCCUCUGUCUUAGACCAGACCUAGAGAUGGUGUUAGAACCCACAACCUGCUGUCUCUAUCUGUUGGAACCCACAAUCGCCUGUAUCUUAGAACCCACAAUCUUCUGUCUGUUAGAACCCAGACCAUCCUGUUUGUUAGAACCCAGAACCUCCUGUCUCUGGGACCAGAUCUCCUCCUGCCUGAAUGCCUCCUGCCUGGAACUCAUAGAUCCACAGACUCUAGAUCUGCACCCUGAAGCCUGCCUGUAGAGCACCCCUAUGUAGCUUAUCUAUGUGGAUGAGAUCUACGUAGCUCGUCCGUGUGGAUGACAUCUGGAUGAGAGCCGUCUGUACCAUGCAUGUGGUGUGGGAGGAGCUUGUCAGCCUCUUGCACACAUCCUCACUUCUGACUGGAAGGCUACAUGUCAACCGCUGACAGAUCAGGAAUGCUAUUGGCUGAGACCUUGUUUCCUGUUGCGGGAUAACCAAUAAGAUCUAAGCGGAUGGGGAUCUGAGCUUGAAAAACUAGUGCUUCUUUUCUGCUCUUCCUGUAACUCCUCCAGAGUCGUCCUUAAUCUGGACCAACUGCUCCAACGCUGAUGGGAAGGAAAAUAUACGUUCUUUACAUUUUAAGUGUGAACCUUGUUUGCCUUAUUUAUUAGUUUGAGUUAUAAAAUGUGAGGUUGUUGUUGUGUUGCCUAAACUAACAAUAUUCAGUCUGUAUUAGCUGUCAAUCAUGUAUCCUGCACUGUCAUUAGGCUGAUACAUGUAUGUACCAUAUCACUGCUCCACGAUUAAUAAGUCACUACUCUGCCAAACUGAAAAUUUAAGGUUUUGUUGAAUGCAAGGGGUCAGUGUUAAAAAAUAAAACUUUAAACCACUU
Molecule: messenger RNA, 3817 nt
Organism: Osmerus eperlanus (European smelt)
Lineage: Eukaryota; Metazoa; Chordata; Actinopteri; Osmeriformes; Osmeridae
Gene: ppm1la
Product: protein phosphatase, Mg2+/Mn2+ dependent, 1La
Exons: 4
Coding region: 522-1616 (364 amino acids)
Biological process (GO): positive regulation of canonical Wnt signaling pathway; positive regulation of canonical NF-kappaB signal transduction; peptidyl-threonine dephosphorylation
Cellular component (GO): cytosol; nucleus
Molecular function (GO): protein serine/threonine phosphatase activity; cation binding
Source: RefSeq, a predicted model, not a curated record